GUCAAAGGAAGGGCAUAAAAUAUUCAGUGAAAUGUCGAACGGAGACGAUAAAAGUAUUCAAAUGUUGUCAAUGCCUGCCCUUGGGCGACAUUUCGAUUUGGGUACCGUUUAUGAUGCAGUCAGAGAUGCAAUUAUUCCCGGCUUUCCUACUUUCUGGAAUGGAAGUGAUCUAAAAAACGUCCAAUCCACCGUGAUUAACCACACAGAUUUUUCGAUUAUUGCUUCAGAUAAACUCACCGACAAGUUCCAAGAACUAAAAGUCAGUGGGUCACUACAAGUCAGCAUUUUGUGUGGCCAGAUUGAACUCGGCGGAUCGGCAAAUUAUCUCAGCCAAAAGAAAAGCACAAGUCGUGAAUCGAGCGUUCACUUGACACUUAAGCGUCGCACCGCAGUCAAGAAAUUACUAGAGAACAACAUGCCUUCCCGUGACAUUCAAAGAAGCGGUAGAAUCGGCUCCGCAACUCACAUCGUUACACAAAUCCAGUACGGUGCUGAAGCCACGUUCAUGUUCACAAAAAAACUAAGCGAAACAGAAAACGAGAAAGAUGUCAACGGACAGCUGAAAUUGGGUGCCGAAAAAUUUACCAAAUUUCUUAAAGGGAACGCAAAUGUUGGAGGUAAAUGGGCAGACACCAAUCAAGAAAACGAGGAUAACAUCGAGUGUCAUUUUCAAGGCGAUUUCGAACUGCCCAGCAACGUGGAUCGUCCAACAACGUACAAUGAAGCCAUCGAUUUCGCCCAAAAGUUCUUAAAAUUCUCAUCCGAUUGGAUGGCCAAAGAUGAUGCAGAUAUAACCAAGUCACUUGGUGUGCCCAUUACAGUUUGUCUCCAUCCGUUGGUGUUGAUGAAAGAUGCCCAAGGAGCUCCGGCACUUCGAUACGAAAUUAGCGAUACGUUGGCGUCUCAAUGCGUCCUGAUUAUGCAAAAUUACGGUGAAGUAGAAGAUGAACUUCGUUUUAUGCUUGAAGACCAGCUAGUAAAAAUGUUGAGUCCACUACAAAAGAAGCUCCAAUUGUUCCAGGAACACACAAGUUCUUUCCUGGCUGAACUGAAAUUAAAAUUGGGAGAAAUGGUCGUCGGCAUUCGCAGCGGCAAAAUCAAAGUAGAAGAUUUCAGUCAGCUGAUGAGUCGAAUCAGCAAUGAACAAUUCACGUUCAAUUCCAAUCGCCUCAAUCAAUGGCUGGAUCAAAAACACAAGGAACUUUGUAUCAUCCGAAGAUUUCAAGAUGAAGCUAAAAAUAAAUUAGGAAAUCAGAGCAAAGUUCAUUUCUUCCCUUCUGCGAGAACACUACAACAACAAAUGACCAAAUUCCCAGUUGAUUUUGGUUACGAAAUUUCAUUCUCCUCCUUGGCUCGCUCAGAACCUUUUUUGGAUCUACUCAAUCAGACGCUCGGGACGAAUUUUUUGAAUGAAAUUUCAUUACGGAAGAAUACUAUAAAUUUAGAUCUUUGGGAUCUUUGGUAUGAAAAUAAUUCUGUCAUUGAACGGAUUCAGAAGGAAAUCGCCAUCUUUGCCGAAGUAGUCAACGCCAAAUUUUACGACGAGAUAUUCGCUUUUGCCAUGACGGCACCCGAUGAAUACCACGAAACUUGCGCAAAUGAAUUUUCGAUCAUCGUUCACAACAAACAGAAAAGGAUUUUGGGGUGUGAUGCAGUUUUGAAUGUUUGUCAACAUUAUCCAAAGGAAAGAAUUUUAGACGUUUUCCAGUUAGUAGUUGGCCACUUUGAAAAUGACAAAAUCGUCGACGUCAUACCUUUCAGCCUUUCAGUUGAAGAGGAAAUCCCCGAAGGAUGGAAUCCAUUUCCUCUCCUUGCCUUAUGUCUAUAUUACAAGAAGGAAAAUUUGAUUGACAUUGUCCGAUUGUUAAUUGAGAAGAAUAUCGAAGUCAACUGCAAAACCAACAACGGAUGGAAUGCUCUUCAUUUCGUGUGUCGACAUUACGACAAAGAAAAUUUGAUUGACAUUGUCCGAUUGUUAAUUCAGAAGAAUAUCGACGUCAACUGCAAAUCCAACGAAGGAUGGAAUGCCCUCCUUUUGGUGUGUCGAUAUUACGACAAAGAAAAUUUGAUUGACAUUGUCCGAUUGUUAAUUGAGAAGAAUAUCGAAGUCAACUGCAAAACCAACAACGGAUGGAAUGCUCUUCAUUUCGUGUGUCGACAUUACGACAAAGAAAAUUUGAUUGACAUUGUCCGAUUGUUAAUUCAGAAGAAUAUCGACGUCAACUGCAAAUCCAACGAAGGAUGGAAUGCCCUCCUUUUGGUGUGUCGAUAUUACGACAAAGAAAAUUUGAUUGACAUUGUCCGAUUGUUAAUUGAGAAGAAUAUCGAUGUCAAUUGCAAAAACAACGACGGAUGGAAUGCCCUCCAUUUCGUGUGUCGCUGUGUGCCUAAAAAACUUUUGGUUGACCUCGUUUCGAUAUUAGUUCGGCACAAAAUCGACAAAAAAGUAAAGACGACUGCAUUUGAAAUUGGGACUGCACGUUCCUUCCUUUUGGAGCGUUUUAAAGAAGAGGAGGUCAAAGAUGUUCUUCAAAUGUUGGAUUUAUAGGCGCAUUUGACCUGAACA
Messenger RNA from Daphnia pulicaria, 2566 nucleotides. Its product is annotated as verrucotoxin subunit beta-like. Bases 32 to 2548 code for a protein of 838 amino acids. Gene Ontology annotation, molecular function: protein binding. The transcript is spliced from 6 exons. Lineage: Eukaryota; Metazoa; Arthropoda; Branchiopoda; Diplostraca; Daphniidae. The record is from RefSeq and is a predicted model, not a curated record.